Synchiropus splendidus (mandarinfish) is the source of this 3570-nucleotide messenger RNA. It is a transcript of the gene agpat9l, whose product is annotated as 1-acylglycerol-3-phosphate O-acyltransferase 9, like. NCBI's taxonomy places the organism in Eukaryota, Metazoa, Chordata, Actinopteri, Syngnathiformes, Callionymidae. The record is from RefSeq and is a predicted model, not a curated record. Gene Ontology annotation, cellular component: endoplasmic reticulum. Gene Ontology annotation, molecular function: glycerol-3-phosphate O-acyltransferase activity. Gene Ontology annotation, biological process: triglyceride biosynthetic process. The coding region runs from base 544 to 1647 and encodes 367 amino acids. The transcript has 14 exons.
GGCAUCUCCGAGACCUACAUGAGCAUCCUGAUCAAGACCCUGGAGUGGGCAACCUUAAAGAUACAGAAGGCGAGUGCCGAAGAACAAACCCUCAAACCCUCCGUUUCUCAGAGGGUCGCCACAGCAAGUCAGCCUCCUCCACUUGGACCUGGUUUAUAUCAGGAUCAUCUUCCACUGCGAGUGGGAAACGUUCUAAAAGAAUGUGUCUCAGUGGCUUUUUCAGUCCGUGAUUUCUCAACUCUAUCUGUUACGUUUACGUCGAGCCAGCAAAAGUAACUGCAGAUUUUGACUGACGCCGUCUGCGCUAGUCGAUACUUCAACUACUAAUGUUCUUUGUAUGAAGGUGAGUCAUCUUGAGCUGUAGACUUUGACCUGCUGCUAUCAGUUUCCACUCCUCACUGUUCUCUGAUCAGUUUAGAUGAAACAGCCCAGAGCUGCGGAGAAUGUGAAACAUGAUUUGAGGGAGCAAAUCACCCUGGAGUUUGUUUUUCUGCUGACCUUACCUUAGCAGCAUGGGGUUUGAUUCAGAGAGAAGACGGCUCCAUGGAGAAGGAGUUGGUGGAACUCAGGAGGAGUCGACCCAAACCCCCGGUCGGCGGAGACUUCACCCUCAGUGACUGUUUCUACUUCUCACGCAGAGGAAUUGAGAGCAUUGUGGAGGACGAGGUGACUCAGCGAUUCACUUCUGAAGAACUGGUGUCAUGGAAUCUGCUGACACGCACAAACAACCACUUCCAGUACAUCAGUCUGAGGCUGACACUGGUUUAUGGCCUUGGCAUUUUCAUCAGAUACUGCAUACUCGCUCCCCUGAGACUGACGUUGGCCUGCAUUGGACUGACCUGGCUGGUCAUCGGAACAUCUGCAGUUGGACUUCUCCCAAACUGCAGGAUGAAGUUUUGGCUCAGCGAGUGGGUCCAUGUCAUGUGCUACCGGAUCUGUGCUCGUGGACUCUCUGCAGCCAUACAGUACCACAACAGGGAAAACAAACCCAGGAAAGGAGGAAUCUGUGUUGCCAACCACACUUCACCCAUCGACAUUGUGAUUCUGUGCAACGACGGGUGCUAUGCGAUGGUGGGUCAAGUGCAUGGAGGGUUGAUGGGGGUGGUCCAGAGAGCCAUGGUGAGGUCGUGUCCUCAUGUCUGGUUUGAGAGAGCGGAGAUGAAAGAUCGCCACCUCGUGACCAGGAGGUUGAGGGAUCACGUGAACGACAAAGAGAAACUUCCUAUAUUGAUCUUUCCUGAGGGAACCUGCGUCAACAACACUUCAGUCAUGAUGUUUAAAAAGGGAAGUUUUGAAAUCGGAGCGACGAUUUACCCCGUCGCCAUCAAGUACGACCCAAAGUUCGGCGAUGCUUUCUGGAACAGUUCCAAGUACAGCAUGGUCAGUUACCUGCUGCGGAUGAUGACCAGCUGGGCUCUGGUCUGCGAUGUCUGGUACCUGCCCGCCGUGCACCAGCAGGAGGGGGAGGAUGCCGUCCAGUUUGCCAACAGAGUGAAGUCAGCCAUUGCUCGCCAGGGAGGAUUGUUGGAUCUCCAGUGGGACGGAGGUCUGAAGAGAGCCAAAGUGAAGGAGUCUUUCAAAGAACAGCAGCAGAAGCAGUACAGCAGCAUGGUAGUUGGUGACGACAGCAGUGGACACAGCGACUGACCUCCACGGCAACCUUUCACCCUGUUCUAAAGAGAAAGGACUGAUCACUAGUGCAAUACUGGGUUGGACAUGGAGUAUUUAUACACUAGCAGAAUGUUAUUUUUAAUGCAAAGCUGAGCUUGGGGAUUUUACUUAAAUCAGAGAUGUUGGUUUUUUGAUUGUGUCCAUGUGUCAUUAGUGGUACAUCAAAGAACUUGUGAUGUGGAGGGAGUGAAGUCGAACCUCAUUUCUUUAAACACCAGAAUAAUGGUUGGUUCCGGACCCUGGAUGGUCCGGUGGAGGAAGCAAGACGUCUCGCACAGAUCGAUAGAUGUCUACGUUCUUUCUCGCUGUACUUUGUGAAUUUUUUUUAGGACUCCUACAAAUAUGUUCUGCAGAAUAUUUUUAUAAAAUCUCAUCAGAUUCCUUUGGACGGAUAAAGGGGAUCAUUUUUAGAUUCUAGUCCUUGUUUCUUUAUGUAAAUUACAGUUAUUCAAAUUGAAUUGGAUGAGACACCAUCUAAAUAGCGGACACUUGAAGUGGUGGUCUUCUCCGUUUCAUCUCGUUUUAUCUCAUUUACACCCCUUUAAGGAAACUUGAUUUCCACCUGAGAAGCAGCGCAUUGAUGUUUCCUGCGUGUCCAGUGUUGUCAUCACCGUAAUGCUCUUGCGCUCGCCCAUUAUCCAGGUGGUUGAACGCACCCGGUGUCAAAGCCUCACUCUGCCGUUCGCUAUUGGAGCUUCUGAGAUUUGGACAGCAGCAUCAGUGGUGACAUUGAACUGUAAUAGUGCUGUGACGAAGUGGUCAGAGCACGUCACCAUGAGUUCAAAUUUGCAGGUUUGCGUCCGCCAUAAAUCUCUACGAUGAAAGGCAUUUGAUCAUGAGCUAAUUGUAAAUAUCAAGAUAAAUAUCAAGUUCACUAACUGCGCUUUCUAACAAACAAUGCAUUGGACAAUCCACCUACACUUAAUUCUGACGCUGCAGUGACUGGGAAACGACUCUCACAAGAACUCAAAUAAAUGCCCUGUUCAAUACCAACCUACAUUUGUGCGGAAUUUUUAUUUAUUUAUUUUUUGUCAAGUGAAGCCUACAAUUCACAAACUCACUGCAGAAAAGUGGGAAGAGGAAGAGAGCUCUUUAACGACAGUGUAAUACCUGUAAUUCAAUUGAUCUGAUGUAACAAGGCUCAAUCUCAGCAGCAAGGAAAUAAGAAAACUUCUAUGUUCUUAGUGAUCGACGAUAGUGAUUGGUUGAUGGGGCUGCAGAGCAUCAUGGGAAGUGGCAGCAACUGAUCUUGUUGUUGAGCGUGAUGGGACCUCACAUGCUUCUUGGUCCAAAUAACAUUAAUAGUGGCUGACCUGAUGGAUAAACUGGACUGAAAUUAGGGACACCCUCAGAUGCCAGAGUCAGCAAAGAGCAAGGUGAGGACUGAAACUAAAAAUCAUGAUUGAAAUUGGCAAGAGCUAAAAUAAAUAAAAUCUAAAUAUUUCUUAUUUUCUCUUUUCAGUUCAUCAUUUUCAGUUCUAUCUUAACUGAGACAUUUAUUGUCCAUAGCUACUGUAUAUGAUUCACCUUGCUGUUGUUCACUGCUGUGAAAAAAAAAAGCUGAACAUUGACUAGUUAUAGGCUUACCAGCUCCAAAAUGCUCUUUUGGAAGACAUUUCACCAGCCGUCACAUCUCUGCUGCAGCUCAUGCUGAUGCUCAUAUUUUAUUAAGAUGUGUACAAUUCGAAUAUCUGUGUUGAAUAAGAACAGUACACAAAUCCAAUACUGACUUCACAUACUGAAAGUGUUUCAAACAAUGGAAUAAUGUUGCUGUCUUGUCCUUGUUUGUUUUCUGACCAGUUUCAAGUCAUUUUAAAGAAGAACACAGAAACUCGACUUCUUCUUUUCCGUCGACUCUACUGUUAACUCUUCCCCCCGAGCCACUUUGUUCGCAGGUGG